AUGUCCAACUCAUCCUGGAUACCAAUUGCAUUGUGAAUGGCUGGAGCAGAAACUAUUUCUCCUGGAGGUACAUGCGCUGCAACCUGUGUGGCCAAUUGCCGUUGAACAUUACCAGCUAGCUGCGUCUCAAUUACCGUAGGUGGUGGAGCAUUCGUAAGCGUAAUCGGUGGCACUUGCGAAAGACGUUUGUUCUGCAUCCGCGCUAAAUCUAGCACGGCUCGCCCGCUCACUUCAAGUUGCGACUGCAAAUCCGUCGGCUUACUAACUGAUAGACUUUCCCGUAUAUCCUGUACGAAGGACACAUCAACGCCCAGAUUUUCCAGCGAUUCCACUUCAGAGAGCAGUUCAGAAAGAUCCUCCGUAUCUUGCGCUUUUACGUCUUCCUCAACAGUAGAUCCGAAUCUCGUUUUGUGAGAGUAGCCCAUGUGGAAUCGUACUGAGGAGCGAAUGAUGAAAAAGGCCCAUAGUUCAGAUACGUUAUCAUUGAUUGCCCCGAUAACCUGUGAUCUCCGAGACUUAACAUGCCUGGUGUGCCUUCCUCCAAUGGUCCUACAAUAUCGCCCAACUUCAAGCCCUUCUUCUCUGUCUCACCAAUCACAUUCAAAACGGUAGCACCAUCCUUGUUAUCCAGGAAGGCCAACUUCGCAUUCGGCAAUCGAACUGAAAGUUUCGACCGAAUGGUGGGAUCAGCAGCUCUGAGACAGUCUUCACCCGUCAUAUCAUCUAUCAGAACUUGUCGACGACGAUUCUCCACCUUAUGCGUCGUUAAAGCAAUAGGUACAAGGCCAGCUUUCUCAAGUGGUAUUUGGUUAGCAAAGGGGAGUGUAUGAAAUAUGUACCGCAGAUAUUGCUCGGAAAAGUAGUAUUUCACUAUAGCUGAAAGUCGCGUGGCAGCCAGAUGAUAAACCGUAUUGGGAUUGUUGUAAGUUAAUGCAUUUGAUACAAUCAAUUCUGCAUCGGUACGCAUCUCUGUUAUAGUCUCAUAGACAUUAUCCUCGAUCUUCUGCCGCAUGGUGGAAAAGUCCAUUGGAUGAGCUAUGAUAGCAUGGUAAUCCGGUGCCAUUGACGGCGUGACGGGGAAGGCGAAAUAUUCUUCGGGAUCUUUCGACAUCACUUUUCGGAGCAGAUGGUCAGCCAUUAAUUGCAAUGGGGUGUACUUGCUGACAGUUGGAGCCUUUAUCAAGACUUCGGGCGCCUCUGGUUGUGGCGUCGACUUUUUCUCUUCCGGCUCUGCUGAUUCCGACUUGGGUUGAGGGUCCUCAAAAAGACCUGCUUUCUUCAGCUUCUCUUUCUCCUUCUCACGCUGCUUCUUUCUAGCCGAGUAGUCUGUGAGAUGAACGCGUCGACGCUUUCUUUUUGGUUUUCCAGGUGUUUCAUUCUCUGCUGGCUCAUCUGCACCAGAAUCGUCUUCACCGCCUUCUCCUGCCUAAAAACAGGAUCGGAAUCAUACCCGUUAACGAUAUCAAUGUAGCUCAGCGUGCAAAGACCAUUAGGAGAGUGAUCUCGUAA
This is a messenger RNA of Haemonchus placei, 1509 nucleotides long. The record is from the annotation of a GenBank genome assembly. Lineage: Eukaryota; Metazoa; Nematoda; Chromadorea; Rhabditida; Trichostrongylidae.